AAGACCAGCCGCCAGAGACCACGAUGCGCGACGCGCCACAAAUGCAGGUGAAUGGACAUGCAACCUCUCGCCCAGCACGUCUAGUCGCAAAGCACUCGGCCGUGCCCAGCUCAGACAGCGCACGCGGCCCUCCAUCAGCGCAGUCACAUGAAGGCUGCUCGCAAGCCCUUCCCGCAGCCGCAGCAGGCCUGGACGCAGGGUAAGCCCGCGCUUAGGCCUCCAGGGCCCGUUAAAUACCUGGAGUCGCCUGUUCACUCCAACUCCACCCCCACGUUGUCGAGGGCCUGUACCGACCACCUCCACGGUUCCGCCUUUACGACCCGGAGCUGAUUGUGGGAGGAAACAUGUCAUCGACACUAUCCUCCGCUGUUGCGGCGGCGACUAAAUCCGCGACCAAGGCGACGCCGCAGGGUGGCGUGCUUGAGCAUGUUUCGCCUGUUAAAGUCGACCCGAAGAACCCUAUCAUUCUCUUCAUCAUCCAGGUCAUCAUCAUCAUCGUCUUUUGCCGCGCUCUACAAUGGCCUCUGAACAAGCUCCGCCAGCCUCGUGUCAUAUCAGAGGUCAUUGGAGGCAUCUUGCUCGGUCCCACCGCCAUGGGCCGCAUCCCCGGAUUCAAAGACGCCAUCUUUCCCGAAGCAGCUAUGCCCCAAUUGAAUCUGGUCGCAAACCUUGGUCUCGUGCUCUUUUUGUUCAUCAUAGGCCUCGAGGUCGACCUGCGCUUUUUGGUCAGCAACUGGAAGGUGGCAUUGAACGUCGGCAUCGUCAGCAUGGCAAUCCCCUUUGGGCUCGGAUGCGCCAUCGCUGUGGGGCUGUACAACGAGUUCCGACAUGAAGAGGGACUCGUAGCUAUUCACUUCCCUGUCUAUAUGCUCUUCAUAGGAGUCGCUAUGGCUAUCACUGCUUUCCCGGUGCUGUGCCGUAUCCUUACCGAGCUAAAGUUGCUCGAUACCCCCGUAGGUGUUAUUGUCCUGUCCGCGGGUGUAGGAAACGACGUUGUUGGAUGGAUCUUGCUUGCGCUCUGUGUCGCUCUCGUGAACUCCGGCGCUGGCCUAACAGCGCUAUACAUCCUACUAUGCUGUGUUGGGUUCAUUCUUUUCUUGGUCUAUCUUGUACGACCGGCGUUCAUCUGGAUCCUCCGCAAGAAUCGCGCAUUACAAGAUGGGCCUAGUCAGGGCAUGAUUGCGCUCACCUUGUUGCUCUGCCUGGCUUGCUCCUUCUUCACCGGUAUCAUUGGUGUGCACGCCAUUUUUGGCGCGUUCUUGGCUGGCCUGAUUUGCCCUCACGAAGGUGGUUUUGCCAUCAAGGUGGCCGAAAAGAUUGAAGAUCUGAUCGGAGCCCUGUUCCUCCCAUUGUACUUCACGCUCUCUGGACUCAACACCAACAUUGGCCUACUGGACAGUGGCAUCGUGUGGGCCUAUGUUAUCGGGGUGGUGUGCGUGGCCUUCUUCUCCAAGUUCAUCGGCGCGACGAUAGCGGCUCGAUGGACCGGCAUGUUUUGGCGGGAGUGCUUCGCGAUCGGAUCGCUGAUGAGUUGCAAGGGCUUGGUAGAGUUGAUCGUCUUGAACAUUGGUCUUCAGGCCAAAAUAUUGAGCACCCGAACAUUCACCAUCUUCGUUGUCAUGGCGCUCAUCACGACUUUUCUUUCAUCGCCGUUGACGCAAUACUUUUACCCUGCAUGGUAUCAAAAGAAGGUCGAAGCUUUUAGGCGAGGUGAAAUCGACUGGGAUACCGGCAAGCCUCUUGACGGAACUGACAGCGUUGUUGAUGCUGCCUACUACGACAAGGUUUCAUCCAACAAGAUUAAGCAUCUUACCGUCUAUCUUCGCUUGGAUAGCAUGCCAAACCUUCUGGCGUUCGCUUCUCUAUUUGGCGGAGCAUACUCGCAAUCCAAGGCAAUCUCGCAUCCAAAGGCUGCGCAACGAUCUACCAGCAUAAGCAAGAAGGCCGGCGAGACCCUGGAUGAGGAGCCCAAGAGGCCUGUGCAGGCAUACGGGCUGCGUCUGUUGAAUCUGACAGAUCGUGGUUCUUCUGUCAUGGCCGUCACUGAGGCUCAAGAAUACACUGCUUACGAUCCUGUGGUCAACAUCUUCCGGACCUUUGGCCGGAUGCAUAACCUAGCAGUCAGCGGCGAAGUUGUUGUCGUGCCUGAGUCUUCCUUCGCUGAUACCCUCAGCACACGCGCAUCUGACUCGGACUUCCUUCUGCUCCCAUGGAGUGAGACGGGAGGUAUGUCUGAGCAGGCUAUCAUUGAAGACAAGGGUACGAAGAACAAGCUCGCGGCAUCCUCGUAUACUACGUUCGUCAACCAAACCUUUGAGCAGUCAGCAGCCCCAGUUGCUGUGCUCAUCAACAAGAACUUUGGCGGUAGCAAGAACAAGGACAAGAAAGAGCGUGGAAAGCUGAGCCGUACAUACAGCGCCGUUAGCCUGCACAGCAAUCGCGAGAAGGAUGUCACGGCGCCCAUCACAGACCCCAGUCAUCACAUCUUCUUUGCCUUCUUCGGUGGAGAAGAUGACCGCACAGCACUCCGCCUCGUCUUGCAGCUCGCUGAGAAGCCAGAAGUCACGGCGACCAUUGUACGAUUUGACGUCGCACCGGAGGUUCUCGGUGACGCCAACUCCUCGUCUUCUUCGGCUGCAAAGGGUGCCGAAAAUGCCACCAUGAAUGGGAGCUCGGCGCACGAGCAAGACGCCACUUUCUUCGCCUCGCUCAGCGCAUCCGUCCCCGCCGAGCUUUCCUCUCGCGUCGUCUUCGAGACAGUGUCUUCCUCAAACCUGGUCAAGGAUGUCAUUGCUCGCGCUCUAGCCGAGGUUGGCCAAAACCCCAGGAACGCUGGCGACCUGGUUGUUCUCGGUAGGAACAUUGGGCGCAACAGUGUGCUCUCUGACAGCAGCGCGGACGAAGUCAGGCCUGUGAAUGCAUCAAGCGCGGCCUCGACGCUGGGUGUGCUCGCAGAGAAGGUCUGGGACAGCAAGUCGGGAGCCAGCAUCUUGGUUGUCAAGGCAGGACUCGCAUCAGCAGCGCCAGGACUGUUGACGUACAAGUGAUAUCCAAGGGAGUGAUGUAGCGGGGGUUUUGGCGAUGGAUGAGUUCAGUUCGCUGUAUAAACAGCAUUGGCUUUGGCUUGGUUAGAGUAUACCUGUUUGCCUUCAUUGAGAAGGAGCGGUACACCACGUAGAUGCAUCCACUAGCAUAGCGAUGAAACGCGACGAUGUC
Messenger RNA from Paraphaeosphaeria sporulosa, 3216 nucleotides. RefSeq lists its product as uncharacterized. Gene Ontology annotation, molecular function: antiporter activity. The record is from RefSeq and is a predicted model, not a curated record. Bases 345 to 3047 code for a protein of 900 amino acids. The transcript has 5 exons. Gene Ontology annotation, cellular component: membrane. Gene Ontology annotation, biological process: proton transmembrane transport. NCBI's taxonomy places the organism in Eukaryota, Fungi, Ascomycota, Dothideomycetes, Pleosporales, Didymosphaeriaceae.